This is a messenger RNA of Drosophila teissieri, 727 nucleotides long. RefSeq lists its product as uncharacterized. Lineage: Eukaryota; Metazoa; Arthropoda; Insecta; Diptera; Drosophilidae. Bases 164 to 610 code for a protein of 148 amino acids. The record is from RefSeq and is a predicted model, not a curated record. The transcript has 3 exons.
GGUCACUGUACUGGGCGGCCCGAAUUGGGAACGCGUCGGUUUUCACUGGCGGCAAAAAAAUUUUCUCAGAAUCACCGCCGAAAUUCGACAAGUCCAUGCAAAAUGGUUUAAUCAGUUAAUCCUGUAGGGCACUCGCCUCCUGAAGUUCACCAACGUCAAGUGCAUGGACUUGCCCACAUCCCGUGGCUUCACCAAAUACGAAUACUGUCGCCUGAAGGUGGUGCGCAGGAAUCAGGUGGAGCUCUCCCUGAAGGUGAGCCUGUUGCAGAUCCCCAUCCGGAACCUGACCACCAGAUUGCAGUGCUUCCAAAGGCGGGAUGGCUAUCGACCCUUCAUGUACAACGUACUCUUUGACUUCUGCAAGCUUAUGGCCAGCAGGAACUACGACCUGUCCUUCGAACGCUUCAUCUUUGAUGCUAUUCGGAAGCAGAGUAACUUCAAUCAGACGUGUCCUUGGAAGGAGAACCACAUGACGGUUGAGAAGUUCGCCCUGGAUUUCACACAGAUCAGCAUGCCAGUGCCCGCGGGAACCUACCGCCUGGAUUUCACCUUUUACGCCUACGGAGUCGCUCGUACAUUGACACAGGUGUUUUUCGAGAAAAGCGAGUGACGCCCGCGUUCGUCACAAACCUGAUCUUCGUUUUGUUUUUUUGGCGCCCCAGAUUGCGUAAGUUAGGAGCUCGGAAUACAGUCAAUAGAACGGCUGUGCUACGAUUAAUUUGCAUAC